Messenger RNA from Juglans microcarpa x Juglans regia, 1136 nucleotides. RefSeq names its product cholesterol oxidase-like. The record is from RefSeq and is a predicted model, not a curated record. The transcript is spliced from 3 exons. NCBI's taxonomy places the organism in Eukaryota, Viridiplantae, Streptophyta, Magnoliopsida, Fagales, Juglandaceae. The coding region runs from base 765 to 1136 and encodes 123 amino acids.
CUUAGAUCAUAUUGAUUUGUAUACUUCUGUCUGUUGGCAAAAGUACAUCUGUCGCCUUUUGGAUUUACGAAAAAUAUGGUUAAUGGAAACAUUGUAGGUGUCCAUAGUGAUGGAGCAUAUACCAAUGUGAUUUAUACGAUUGGUACAAGAACAAUGGAACCAACAUGUUUAUUUUUAGAUUAUAAUAGUUUGUGAGAUUCUAUACGGCUGGGAAAAAGUACUAUGCUGCUUUGCUGCUUUGUGGAGUUUUAUGCAAGUCAAUAACAGAAGAUUGGAGAUACGUUGUCUUGGAGCAAAUAAAAAAUUUGUGGGACAAGAAAAAUGGAAUCUACAUGUUUAGUUUAGAUUCUAAAAGUUUGUCUGAUUCUAAACGGCUGGGAAAUACAUAUCUGCUGCGUUGUGUAGUUUAGAAGAAUGCCGGAGGUAAGUCUUGAGGAGCAUAUAACUAGGUGACUGCAUAUAGUGCAUUUGUCUCAUCUAAUUAUUUCGUAUUAAAAAAAAAUGAUACAGCCAGUUUAUUGAAAAAAUAAAUGAAGUUAUGGACACUCCUUGACAGAGACAAAAUAGUAUUAUCUCGUAACUUCCACGAUGGCAGUCUUUUCGGUUAUAAAUUUUAUAGAAUCUAAAACUGAAAUUCUCUUAUAUACUAUAUAUUCUCUUAUCUCGUUCCUUUCACUCUUCGUGAAGUGAUAUGAUACUUAAUAUAUACUUGACCAUACAUAAGAACUUUGGUUCAAGAAUCUUUGAUCGGGAUUUCAAAGAAAAUGAAGGAACCAGCAGAGUUUGCAAGAAGGCUUGGUGAUGGAGAAGAAGAUGGUUAUGAUGCUGUUGUUGUGGGGUCUGGAUAUGGUGGUUCUGUUGCUGCUUGUCGCAUGUCAAUGGCCGGCAUAAAGGUAUGUUUAAUUGAAAAAGGGCGGAGAUGGGAAGCUCAUGAUUUUCCAACAGACAGCUUGAAGAUCAUGUCUGCUGUAAGGAUGGAGAACCAUAACUUAGGUGUCAGCUUUGGCCCAAAAGAUGCUCUAUUCCAGGUACAUGAACAAAAUGAUUCUCUAGCAGUGGUGGCCUGUGGGAUUGGUGGAGGUUCACUUGUGAAUGCAGGGGUUAUGGUGCCAACCCCAGGAUUGGGAUAUUUGUGA